CUUUUGCUCGCAAAUAUGGACGCCAUAAUAAAGGAUGCUGUACGCGAGGAGCUUAGAAAACAGCAAGAAACUAAGAAAGGUGAAAGUAAAAGCUCGGAAAGUAAGGGAGAAUUGCCAGUCGCAACUCAGAAAACAGAAAGGACGGUAAAUCGCUUGAGCGGCCUACUCCAUCGAAUACGAAACCGCUCCAAAGGAGCGGCCAGCACAAGCAGGAAAAAGCCUAAAACAGAUAAACAACAUCGAAUACAAAUACGAUGGAUGCAUUAUGACGAAGAUAAAGACAAAUAUAUUCCUGUGCGAAACAAGCAUGGUGGCGGAAACCGCUAUAUUAAUUACAUGGAUUCACAACCGUUAACUUUACGGCAAAUUCUGGACAAAGCUUGUGAAUUGUUCUUUCCAAAAGGUAAAAGCCAUUUUGGCUUACUUGAAGAUAUGUCCAAAGUAGUCACAAAUUCUGCUGGUGAAGUUAUUCAUUCGUUUCCUAGCGGUGGUACGAUUGCCGAUUACCUACAUGAGAAUGGUUUGUAUCCUUCCUUAACAUAUCUAUACUUAAGAACAGUAUUUAUUCACCCAGAAGAGGAUGAAGAGCAGAGCUUAACCCAAAUGACAGAUACUGGCUCUGCAAUUGUAGAAGCCGUUGACAGUAGUGACACUUAUCUGGAUUUUGAGGGUGAUGACCUUGGUGUAAGUGGUGCCUCACCCACCACUCAAUACUUAGCUCCAAAUCACCCAUCACCAUUAAUAGGUUUUCCUCCAUCCACUACAAAUUUUCCUCCAUCCACUACAAGUUUUCCUUCAUCCACUACAAGUUUAGUCCCAUCAACUACAAGUUUCCAUUCAUCUACCACAAUUUUUCCCCCAUCGACUACAAGUUCCCCUCCACCAGAUUCAUUGUUCAAUAGUCCACAGUACAGAAUAGUGUGUUCCAAAUGCUAUUGUACUAAUCUUCCUGGUGAAGAUUGUCUUCGAUGCAAACAGGAUGAGGAAUAUAAUGCUUCAUUAAAGCUUGAUGAACAGAAACAUAUGGGAAAUUCAACAGAUGCCGAUGAGCCCACUGAGAGUACAGCUAUUUAUCCCAACCUCGAUGAAAUAAGGACACAUCGGAUUGCUUACCUUUCAAGAAGUGUUUCCUUCGAUGGUAAUAAUGAGACUCAACCCAAUCUAUCAGUCAUUAAUUCCUGCAGUAGCCCUCCUGAUAAUGAAAAUUUUCCUGGUGAUAUAGAGACUUUAAUAGCCAACCAACACGAAUCACAAAAUGAACAGGAAUUUCAUACUGCUCAUCCACCGUCCAGUCCAAAGGAAGUUCAAGUUGUUAAAGUGCACCGUUCCCGUAUAUGCAAGGAUAUGGUAAGCUACUUCCAAGAUGAGAGCAUCCUAACAAGUUCCAUAGUUUUUGAAAUUAUUGAUGAUCGUGGAAUUCCCGAAAAAGGUGCUGGAGUUGGUGUGGCUCGUGACGUGUUUUCACUUUUUUGGAAAUCGUUCGGAGAUUCGAUGACUAUUGGAGAAAGAGAAAGAGUGCCCUUUGUACGUCACGACCACUUUGUGAGUGAAUGGCAAGCUAUUGGUAGAAUUCUUGUUUUAGGUUACAAGAUGGUAUCUUAUUUUCCUCUGAUUUUAUCAAAGGCAUUUAUGGGAUAUUGCCUAUUUGGCGAUUCAGUUCCCGAUUCAGCUGUGAUAAGUUCUUUUAAGAAGUAUCUUUCAGUUGAUGAACAAGAGUUGAUUGAGAAAUGCCUUAAUAAGCAGGAAUAUGAUAGUGAAGAUCUUGAGGACUUUUUGGAGCGAUUUAACUGCAGAACACUGAUAAAUGAAAACAAUUGUCUGAAAGUGAUCACUGAAAUUGCCAAACAAGAGCUUAUCCAGAAACCUCAUAUCAUGUUGUCUACAUGGCAGCUCAUUCUUUCUGAACUCAAGGCAUAUGCACCAUUUCAGUCUUUUGAUAAGUUGGAGGCCCUCUACGAAUCUGUAAAGCCAACAAAUAAGAAAGUUCUUCAACUUUUGCAAGCCCAACCAAAUACCGAGGGAGAACGAGAUGCUCUGAAGUUCCUACAGCGUUAUAUUAGAGGCUUAGAUGCAUGCAACCUUGGUCAUUUUCUUCGUUUUACCACAGGUGCUGAUAUUUUAAUUGUGGAACAUUUAACUGUUUCAUUUGUAAAAUUUGAUGGGGUAUAUAAAUCUCCUAUAGCACACACAUGUGGACCUGUGUUAGAGCUGCCUUCCACAUUCCAAGAUUUUUGUGAAUUACGAAACACGUUCAACAAUAUAUUAUCCAAACCUGACUGGGAACUUGACAUUGUUUAGGUUUUGAACUUAUGUGUGACGCAUUAACUGUAAUCUAUGAAGUGAUUAGUCUAUAGAUACAUUGUACUUUUCAGUUGCCAUUCAUAUUAAUUGACUGCAUAGUUUUAGUUGGGUAAAAAACUAACCGCCCCGCGCUUUAUAUUGUUAAGGUUUUUUGUUUUUAAAAGUGUAUGUAAGAUCACAGUUGAAUUUCUUUUAACUGUAGUGAAAUAUAAGUGAGUAAGGCCUGGAGCUGUGUGUUAUGCGAAUAAAAUAUGACAUAACUUCUUUUAAGUGCUUAAAAAACUCCUACUUGUAUAGCCGACCCCCGAUCACGGUUAUUACUCUCUGCAUGCGCUUUUAAGUAAGGUUAUAUUAGUAAUACAAAUAAUAACACUUUGUAGUAUAUUGUUGUAUAGUUUCAUAUUGGUGUUU
Molecule: messenger RNA, 2712 nt
Organism: Dendronephthya gigantea
Lineage: Eukaryota; Metazoa; Cnidaria; Anthozoa; Malacalcyonacea; Nephtheidae
Exons: 2
Coding region: 16-2298 (760 amino acids)
Molecular function (GO): ubiquitin-protein transferase activity
Source: RefSeq, a predicted model, not a curated record